CGGCUGCUGCGCCGGCGCAGGGCGGGCGGCGGCGGCAUGCGCGCGCGGCCCCGGCGGUAGCGGCGCCAUGGCCGCGCCGCGGGGCUGCCUCGCGCUGGCGCUGGCUGUGCUGCUCUCGGCGGCGCCCCGGGCUGCAGCGCAAGCGGCGGUGCCGGCGACGUCGCCGCGGCCGCCGACCGUCGCCGCUAUAGCGCUGUCCAUCCGCUCACGGGCGAUUCAAGACAGUCGGUGUUACCUGAUGAACGGUGGAGCAGUCGAGAGCUUCUUCGUCAGCGAAGACACGCCUGUUGGCAGUAUUAUAGGAACUCUAAGUGUAAACGGCGAUCCGAGCGACACAGAUGGCAAUAUAUCACUGAAGCUGCAAGAGAAGAACGCAGCGAUCGGUAUAGUGCCCGGCACGAAGAACAUCACGCUGCUGCGGCCGCUCGACCGCGAGGAGAAGCAAGGGCCCUCCAACGUGUACGUGAACGUGAGGUGCGACAGGCGCAGGACCACCGACCCGAGCUUCAUAAUUCCCGUGUCGGUCCGCGUGUGGGACGUGAACGACAACGCGCCCGUGUGGCUGGGCGCGCCGUACCGCGUGCGCCUGUCCGAGCUCACCGCGGUGGGGUCGCGGGUGCUGGCCGCCAUCAGGGCCACCGACGCCGACCAGCCGGGGCCGCACGCCACUAUACACUACUCCGUGCUGCCCGGACCGCAUAGUGAAUACUUCGGGUUCGCUAACGAAUUGGACAGCGUCCUAGUGGUGAAAAAGCCGCUGGACUUCGAGGCGCUGAACAACUUUACGGUAGUGCUGAGGGCGUCGGACCAGGGCGUCCCGCCGCUGCACAACGACACGACGUUGCGCGUCGAAGUGCUCGAUGCCGACGACCAGAACCCGCGGUUUACGCAUGACCAUUAUUCCGCCAUUGUGCCCGAUGACGCGCAAGAGGGCACCAUCCUGGAGACGCGGCCGGGGCCGGUGUCGGCGGCGGACCGCGACGUCGGCAUCAACGCGCCGCUGCACUACUCGCUGACGGGCGAGCGCCGCGACCUCGUGGCGGUGGACAGGGACACGGGCCGCGUGGCGGCGACGCGGCGGCUGCUGGAGGCGGGGGACCUGCCCGUCACCGUGGUCGUGAAGGCGACGCAGGUGGACAACGCCGACCGCUACGCGCUGGCCACGCUGUGGCUGGGCCGCGGCGCCGCGCGCGCCGUGCGCUUCGCCCGGCGCGCCUUCUGGGCCGCCGCGCGCGAGGACGCGCCGCCGGGCGCCGUGCUGGCGCGCCUGGCCACCGAGCCGCGCGGCGCCGGCCCGCUGCAGUUCUACGUGUCCGACCGCGGCUUCCUGGACCGGUUCGCCAUCAACGGCGCGGGCGAGGUGCUGCUGCGGAAGCCGCUCGACUACGAGACCGCCGACUCCUACCACUACCAGGUCAUGGUCACCGACGGGAACACGAACGACACGGCGUCGCUGAACAUCAGCGUGCUGAACGUGAACGAGUGGGAGCCGCGCUUCCGCUACCCGCAGUACGAGUUCCGCGUCGAGGAGGCUGCGGCGGCCGAGGCGGAGGGCGGAGGGCUGCUGCGCGUCGGGAAGCUCGACGUGCACGACGGGGACAAGCCCGACACCGUCUCGCUCACGCUCAGAGGUUCCGAUGCCGGUAUGUUCUACAUCAACGACAGCGGUGAGAUGUACAUGCGGCAAGAGGCGCUGCAGACGCUCAACUCCUCGGUGCUGCACGUCGUCGCAACUGCCGUCGACUCGGGUGCACCGCCCAGGCAGACGUCGGUGCCGGUGCUGGUGCACGUGAGCGAGCGCCUGCUGUCGCCGACGACGAGCGGUUCGACGCGCGGCGCUCUGCUCGCCGCCUGCGCCGGCGCGCUGGCUCUGUUGGCGCUGCUGGUCGUCGUUCUGCUCGCGUACAUCUUCCGCAACAAACGCCGCUCGAAAUCACCCCCAACGCCCAGCCCCCCCUCCAAGGCCGCCGGCUUCGUCCCGCGCGAGCCCCCGCGCUCCCCUCCCGCCUCUGCCGCCGCGGCCCCCGGCGGCCUGGGCGCCAGCUCCGGCUCUCUGCUGAGCGUCAGCGCCGGGGCCAGCACGAUUCUCGCGAAUUCCUCCAGCAGCUUGGACCUGAGAGGCGACACGCUGCCCGGCAACGGGAACGGUACUAGAAGCGCGACGAGCGGCCGCCAGUCCCAGCGUUUCCCGGCCAAGACGAAGGUGGCCCCGGCGCCGCCCGCCGCCGACGCGCCCCCCGCGGCCCCGCCGGCGCUGGCGCUGAUGUCGGACCACCUGCGCGCCGGUGCCGCCAGCCGCUCCGGCGUGGCGUGGCCCAGCGCCACCAUCCCCGCCAGGGUCAAGAAGCUCAGCUGGGACGACGCCGACCACCCGCACGACGACGACGCCAAGGGCAGUCCGCGGCCACUGGACGCCACCAACCCGGCGCUGCACGACCACCUCAACCUCACCGUCUACUUCUGAGCCACGCCGCGCCCGUCUCCCGAAACCUCAUACC
Molecule: messenger RNA, 2498 nt
Organism: Hyposmocoma kahamanoa
Lineage: Eukaryota; Metazoa; Arthropoda; Insecta; Lepidoptera; Cosmopterigidae
Gene: Cad96Cb
Product: protocadherin-16
Exons: 14
Coding region: 68-2464 (798 amino acids)
Biological process (GO): homophilic cell-cell adhesion
Cellular component (GO): plasma membrane
Molecular function (GO): calcium ion binding
Source: RefSeq, a predicted model, not a curated record